GCCAUCUUCAAUUCCUAAGCCUUUCAGUUCCAGUUCCAUUCUUUGUCAUUCUCAACUCAAGGCUGUUGUUCCAUAUUUCAAUCUAUCUUACUCUAGAGUAACUUCAGCCAGUGUAUGGUCUUCUUUAUCAAUCAUCUCUCCUGGUGCGCCGUGGAGCUCUUUGUCAACAUUCGAAAUUCACGCGCAUGACUUGCCUGCCAUCAGCUCACGACCUAGAUGCACAUUUCUGACCACGAGAUCUCUGAGCCAUAAGCCCUUAUCUCAACAUAUAUCUCUCGCCCUACAAUAGUCUGAGAUAAUAGUUCCGCAAUGAAUGGCUCCUCGAAUGGUCACAGCACCACAGGCGUGCAAGGCAAUGCCGAAGGUACAAACCAGGUGAACGGAGGUAGCACAACUUUACUGCCCCAGAUUCAAGAAGCUCUGCAAGUUGUCCACGGUCCAUACUCUACGAAUGACUCCCGAAGAGAAGCCUCGAUAUUUUUAGACAACAUUAAGAGCAACGCCGAGGCUCCUUACCAUGGCUUCACAUUGGCCUCCGACAAGAGCCAGCAGCCUGUGGUCCGCCACUACGCCCUCUCCCUUCUCGAGCACGCGAUGAAGCACAAAUGGGCAGAAUACUCGGAGGCACAGGGUACAGCGCUGCGGGAAUGGAUACUGCAGCUCUCGCAGAAUGUUUCGCCAGAAGACCCAUUAUACCUACGGAACAAGACCGCGCAGUUAUGGGUGGAGAUUGCAAAGAGAAGCUGGGCUGCUGAAUGGCUGGAUAUGGAUCAGCUUCUGGUACAGCUGUGGGAGGUUCCUGGAUCAGUGGUACACAAGGAAUUUGUGCUUUUCGUUCUGGAAACGCUUUCCGACGAAGUGUUCAAUGGCGAAGAUACGGUUGCGAUUCUGCGAGAAGGCGCUCUUAGCAAGGCGUGCGUGGAGAUCUUCACCCCAGCUAUAGUGCUUGCAGAGGCAUUCCCGAAUAGACAAAUCGGUACGACUGUCAGAUAUGGAGAGGAGGGUUGGUUGGUGAGAAUGGGCGAGCUUUUGAAUCAGUGUCUGGACAAUGAUUUGGGAAGCAAUGCACAGUACCAGAGUUGUGCUGUCAGAACUCUGGCUGUUUAUAAGUCAGUUAUGCCAUGGGCGAUCCCAAAAGCAAUCUCUAGUGCAUCUUGCGUCCAGCAUAUGUGCAAGAGUCUUGCUACUCCAAGUGUUGCGGUGCAGCUGGCCUCGGUUGAAGCUCUCCACGCUUUGUACAGCAGAUUACAUUUCUCGGACGAAGAAUUUCUGUCAUUGGUCUGCCCUAUGUACACCAGCCAGAUGGUUGACCUUCUACGCAAACUCUUCGAACAUUCGGUCGUUGAUCCUCGAGAUAUUGAUGAUGAGAAGUAUUUAUUUGCAAAAAAAUUCUCAGAGAUGAUCUCCAACCUCGGCAGCUUCAUAGAGCAAAAGAUCUCAGCCAUCCCAGAAGACUGCGAUCUCCCCAACCUGUUGAAUCUAUUUCUUGCGAUUGCUCAAAGUCAGAGCUUUGUAAUUUCGAUACCCCUUCUUGUCACCUGGACCCGACUUUUGCGCUCAGAUACGAUUGGCAAUUCUCCCACCAUAAACCCCCUAAUUGCACCCCUGCUUGAGUUAUGCAGCUCGAGACUAAUACGCUACGAGAAUCUCCCUGAGGACUCUGAUGACCCUUCUCUGAUAUUCUUACUCGAAGAUAUUGACACAAUUCCUGAGCGACACGCCUUCUUAGGUAACUAUCGGCGAUACAGUGUACAAAUUAUUGAAUGUAUUGUUCGUCAGAAGCGAACGGAAGCCAUUUAUCAUAUUUUGAGCCAAGUUGACAAUUCUAUGCGACAUUUGUACGAUGGACAGUCUCCAUUCUCCAUCGAGUCAUACUCGAAAUCAUCCAUUCCUGUCCUGCGGACUGAUGCACAUUUCACUGUUGUGGAAGCUGCACUGAAAGGAUACAUGAAGUGGAGAUCAGCUUCUGGAUCGAAGCCUCAGGAAGAUGAGCACGAACGAAUUGCUAUGGAAGGCAACAUCGAGGCCUGGUGCGAAGGUCUAAUGGAAAUCAACUUCGAGGAUCCCAUAAUACGAAAACGUAUCCUCCAGCUUGUUGUAGCGUUCUCAACGACCGCUCUUGACAAGCAGGUCUCUUUCAUGUUGAAGGUUUUGGAACAGCUUCUAACCAGUAGGCACGUCGACCGACCAGAGUUCCCUGCAUACAACGAUGCCGUGAAGGAAUUGCAAAGCGACAGUAUUUACGAGCUGCAGAGACUGGCUAGCAAGAUGCCUGAUCAGCUUCUGGAUGUCUAUGAGCAGCUGGAAGCAAAAGUAAAUGAGAUCAUCUCAUCGGGAGCAUUAGAUACAAAGAGGCAGACUUCCUACAAUACAUUUCUUUUUACCAUCAUUCUGAAAGCCUCCAAAAUCGAAUCCAACGUUCGAUUAGAAAAACUUCUUGGAUUUGUCAAUCCAGUCAAGCAAUUGUGGCAAAAUCCAGAAAUGGACCAAGCCUUAGCUUCAUUUGGCGGAUUCUCCGACCUGCUUGGCCUGAGUAAGGUUCGAGACUAUCUUGUGAGCCGAAGAGUACAUGAGAUUGAAGAAUGGGGCCUCUAUCAGCUUGAUGAGGAAGGCCAGUCACUUCAAAGAGAGCUGGAAGAGCGACUAAAGGCCCUUCCAUUACGAACAACGAAAUCGUUCCUGAGUUGCUCCACAGACAAAGUAGAAAAGGACACUUCAACAUACAAGGUUUCGCUUCUUCUAUGGCGUGAAGCAUUACCGGUUAUGCUGCCAAGCCUGCUCAAGUUCUUGAGUCACGCUCAUUCAUUCCACAACCCGGCGAACUGGACCGGUCUUCCUCCCAAUAUGCGAUCCUUGGUCAGCCGGAUUUUGACCGACAGAUUCUGGCAAGCAGGUAUCUCAACUGGCAGCAAAGACGACUUUUACGCUCGUGUUACUGGCACUAGGAGCACAAUGGAAGGAUUUGCUUCUUCAAUUCGCGGCUCCAUCCGCAACAUUAGAGAAGCUUGUUACUCGAUUCUUUGGUGUAUGAGCAAGCUUGACGUCGACUUUUACGGAUUCAACGAACUGCCUGGACCAUUAGCACAUGCUCUGUUUGCUGAUGCUGACUGUUUAUCGACACAUCAGCUCAUUGCCUUACUUAACGUUGUUCGCCUACUGGUUGAUGACUGCCCGGUCGAACUGCGAAGUCACUUUGUCCCUCCAAUCCUCGCAACUUGUUUUGCACAGAUAGAUGCCAAGUGCAGUUCGGAGUGGGAGAAGCUUGCCCAUAAGCAGGUGGCAGCGACUGAUGGAGAUAACCUGACUGAUGAGAUGAAGGCAGAGAGUAUUCUACGCCAAUUAACUCACGCAGCAGUCAUGAUAGCUGCUGGCGUGUUGGAUCCUGCUCGUCAAAAUAUUGCAGCAAGCACAGCAACUGCGAAAGAUGCUUCGACAUAUAAAAGCGACGACGCGGCAUCGGCAUAUCCAUCCAUGAGAACGUUCUGCCUAACCUCCUCCACCAUUAUAGAGCCUCUCCUCAUGUUUAUGACCCAUGCAAUUCGUAUGCGUGAUGGUCGAUGCUGCGGGGUCGUCUUGCGUGUCUUCCGCUCCCUCAUCCCCGACUUUGCUACCCAAAGCGCACCUCUCGCGCCAUCCAUCCGUGAGUUCAUCAGCACCGACGUCCUGAAGGCCUGCAUCUCCUCACUUAACGAACCCUAUUUUGUCGACUUACAAAAAGACCUCGCCCAACUCAUUGCCUCUAUCCUCAUCUACUACUCCAGCCUGACCCCUACCCCUCGACAAAUUCUCGUCAGCAUCCCAGGCGUCGAAGAGCGCGCGGUCGAUAAAUGCAUCGAUUAUGUUACCCGCCAAGGAAUGCAACAGCGUCAGCAGCGGGCUUUGGUCCUCGACCUCCUCCGUGAUAUCAAGGGAGUCAGUAUCAGUGAACAAGGCCGAAUCACCAAGUCUGUAUCUGCGGUUCGGAAGGAUCGUAGCAAGAUGCAGCAGGGGUUCAUGAAGGAGCCGCCACCUUCAACUGAGCCGAGGCAGUCGAGUCCUAGUUUGGUAGGAGUCGCUAAUAUGUUUGAAGAGCUAUGAUACCGGUGAUUGAUUCGACUUUCAUAACUCGCGUGAUGCCAGCUUAUGCGGUGUGGCGGCUAAUACUUUUCAUUUCUUCUGAUGAUGGCGGCAUGAUCUGAUUGCUCGCACUACUCAUCAUUCGGGACCGCAUCAUAGCAUGAUGUGUUUACAAACAAACAAGGUCAUGGUUCCUACAUCAACCCGCAUGACAAGCGAAUGGGAUGAAAUGGAACAGAUAUCUAAACGAAAACGAAAACGACGAACCGAGGCUGUUUCCUCUUCUCACCGCCCGCUGCUGCGAUCUUCCUUUCUUUUCUCAUUUGCUCCCGAGAGAGAAACAGAUCACCCGGCAUGAACAUGAGCUGAGCAUGGAUAUACGAAGUCGGCUGGUAGAGAUACUUCUCGCUUUGCUUUGUAAGAUUGAAAGGCACUUGACUGCGAGCGGGGUUGGCGAUUGGGAAAAAGAAAAAUGGGCAGGGCCUGGCUGGCGGGGUCAACUUUCUUUUCAUACUAGAGCACUGGAUGAUGGCGGGGUUAUUAGAUGGGAUAUUGAGCGAUCAAUAUCAGUUUAUUGGGCAGUGUUAUUCUCGGUUGAAAGAUAGGUGCAAAGAGAAGAGUGGAGGAGUGAAAGCCCGACGGCCAAGGGAAAUGUGUAUUUAGAUACGAGGUGCGAAAUAGCUGUGCCGUAGACAGACGAACUGAGUAUUCAUAUCGUGGCCAGCCUUUUGACCUGCUCAUCACACAUAUCAUCUCGGUCAGUUGUAGUAUCCGAGGGCUGUUUCGCUUGUUUUCCCUCCUCCUUAAUUGAUUGUAUCAAGGUAAGUGCCGUCCCGAAUUAUUUCCCAAGUGUGAAGUUUCACACAGCGUUGGAUCUACAGCAUGGCCCUGAUGUUCAUUUUAUUCUCAACUUGUUGCUACUACUCCCUUUAUCAUUGGGUCUGACAAUG
This is a messenger RNA of Cadophora gregata, 5006 nucleotides long. RefSeq lists its product as uncharacterized. Gene Ontology annotation, biological process: protein export from nucleus; RNA export from nucleus. Gene Ontology annotation, molecular function: nuclear export signal receptor activity; RNA binding. Lineage: Eukaryota; Fungi; Ascomycota; Leotiomycetes; Helotiales; Ploettnerulaceae. Gene Ontology annotation, cellular component: RNA nuclear export complex; cytoplasm; nucleus. The coding region runs from base 310 to 4077 and encodes 1255 amino acids. The record is from RefSeq and is a predicted model, not a curated record. The transcript is spliced from 11 exons.